UCCCAGAGGCGGCCCGUCGAGGACCGGGAGCGAUUAGACACGCUUAUCCAGAACGCGCUAAUCUCAGACGCGAUCCGUCACGGCGUACCCGGCAUCAUCGUCUGCUCAUCCUGGGAGGCGUUUUGAGCCGAACCACCGAGAAGAAGAAAGAGCAAGAGAACAGUUCCAAAGGCCUCGGGCAGCGCAGGAUGGGAAUCGGUGGUUUUCUCGUGCUGUCGCUUCUGGCGUUGGGCCCGCCGGGUUCUCUGGGGAACCCAACCAGGGAAAUGCAGCUGCUGUCGGCGAUGGAAAAAGUCCUGGACGCGCUCGGAUCAAGGAUCGACGAGAUGUACACGGACUCUGCUUUCGGACUUCGGUUUGCGGAUGAUCAACUGCAUGUCCUCCUGGAGCACUUGGAAGCCGGAGGACCGCCCACGCCUCCCGUGGCACUGGACGCCAUCCGGGCGGUGCAAGUCAAAGCGCAUCGAUACGCCCGUGCUGCCGCCGUCGUGGUGGACACGUCGUCCUCGACCCUGGCAGCGGGAAUUCUGCGCGAGGGCCUGUGGAGAGCCGUGAACCCGGGCCCGCCGGGAGCCGAAGCCCCAUCUCCCGCGAACGGCACCCUGGACAGCCAGGGACUAAACGAGAGCGUUUCGGAUCGGUGUCUGGGCCAGCUGUUCUCCGGAGAGGGAUGCCGAGACGUGAGCGGCCCCUGCUGGAGGACCAUGACCGGCGGGGGACAGCGGGGCUACGGUCUCACGCACCAGGUCCUCUUCGUCACCAUAGGCAUGGCGCUGAACUGCAGCGUCAAGAUGGAGUCCCUGGCCGGCCAGUUCCGGCAACCCGGACCUCGGAUCCUGCUGGAGUCGCUUUGCCGCCGAGUGGUCCAGGAAGCGGAAACGGUGGCUGAGGCGGGAUUCCCUGCCCGCCUUCGGGACCUGUUCCUCGAGCAAGUUGCAGUGUGCGGUUCCCUGGGCUACCCCGGUUUCGACAGGGACUCGUGGAUCGGAAACGCGCUCUCUUGGCAGAGAUCGGACGGCUGCUUCACCUUUCGGCCAGCAGCGCACAAGACUACGGCGUCGUCCCGAAACAAGAGGGAAGCAAGAACCACUCGAGACGGAUGCGACUUGCACAUGACCAGUGUGGGCGCAGGAGCUCUCGCCGUCUUCCUCAAGGCGCGUCUGCUGGCCACUCAAGAACCCAAAUAAAGCACACUCGGCGUUCCGA
Molecule: messenger RNA, 1206 nt
Organism: Ixodes scapularis (black-legged tick)
Lineage: Eukaryota; Metazoa; Arthropoda; Arachnida; Ixodida; Ixodidae
Product: UPF0764 protein C16orf89 homolog
Exons: 7
Coding region: 189-1187 (332 amino acids)
Cellular component (GO): membrane; cytosol
Source: RefSeq, a predicted model, not a curated record